AUGAAGCAAUCUUCCAUACUAUCCUUCUCAAGGCCGCGGUCAGUAUCGGCGCGCCGUGACCGCGUUUCCUUGCCGCUCCGCGCGUUGCUCCUCGCGGCAUUGCUCGUCCUGCUCUCCGCCUCUGCGGCUUCCGCCUUCAAAGUCUCCCCGCUCGCGAGGCCCGUCUACGUGGCUCCCUCACAACUCCCAGCUCUGAUGGAGCUACGGGCGGCAUGGGGCAAAUACAUGGACCUGCGGUCGUGGAACGGCAGCAACCCGUGCAGCCGCUGGUGGCUCGUGUCGUGCUGGACGAACGGGCUGGUGAGGCGCAUGGACGUGAGCUCCAAGGGCAUCCAGGGCACGCUGCCAGCAGUCCUCGGCAAUCUCACCAGCCUUGAAGAGCUCAUCGCGACCACAAAUUGGAUCCACGGCGACAUUCCCGACUCCUUCAGCAAACUCGUCAACCUCAAGAACCUGCAGCUGUUCAAGAACUAUCUCAACGGCACCAUCCCAGCCUCCAUGGGCAAUAUGAGGAGCCUGUACCAGCUCCACCUGAACAUCAACUACCUCACGGGAGGCAUACCGGAUACAUUCUCCCAGCUCACCAAAAUGCGCAAAUU
Closterium sp. Yama58-4 is the source of this 599-nucleotide messenger RNA. Lineage: Eukaryota; Viridiplantae; Streptophyta; Zygnematophyceae; Desmidiales; Closteriaceae. The record is from the annotation of a GenBank genome assembly.